UGUGGAAACUACAGAGGAAUAAAGAUGAUGAGCCACACAAUGAAGUUAUGGGAAAAAGUAAUGGAGGCUAGACUCAACGGAAGGGUUAAAAAUAUUUAAAAUUCCUCACACUCUUCGAAGGACCUGAACUCACCAGCCCACUUCCUAUGCCCAUAUUUGGUCGCUCAUCUGGGGAAAACGUGAGCUUGGCAAAGCGUCGCCAACGUCUCAAAAUGAGCUUUUCUCUGUCGCCGGUCACAAGAAAAACCUCCAAACCCUCGCCGGCAACUUGCUCACACGCCCGAGCCGAGUCGCGGUGCCGCGGAGAGCAAGUCUGAGCUGCGGCGACGAAACAUUUGGAGAGUCGACAACUGCCCGGAGGAGAUAAGACAGCGUAGCGCCAUGACGACGCUGCUGGACCUGAAGAGUAGCGUCUUGCGGCAGGUGCAAAGGAGCCAGUCGCUGAGGACUCGCAGGGAGUCGCCGCCCGCUGCCGGCAGCCCCCUUGGCCACUGCCCAGAGCCCUUAGCCCGAAGGAUUUCUGAGGAGAGCAUGGAGUUCUUUGAGCGUAUGAACACCAUUCUGCAGAAACAGGAGAGCAUGCUGCAGGCCGGCCAGGCUGAGUGCCAAAGAGGAGCCUGCACCGUGCCGCCGCCCCAAGAACACGUGGACCAGGCCUUUAUCCACGAUAGAAUCAGCAGGACCGAGCUGGACUUGAUCUACGAGGAGGUCGUGUACACCGUGGUCAACCGAGUGGGGGUGCCCUCAUCAGAACACGUGACGAGUGACGAAGAGUUGUUUGCUUACCUUCGGAAGGUGUUUGAUAUGGGUGAGGAGGAGCACGACAUCAUACUUCAAAAAGUGCAAGAAUCCAAAAGAGCCACUUUUUCCUUGAGAGCGUCUGUCUUGAAAGCCAAGAAUCUGCUGGCGAAGGAUGCCAAUGGCUACAGCGACCCUUACUGCAUGCUGGGAAUCCUGGAGGGCCAGAGCCCGAGGGAGUCCGAGGAGAAGAAGGAGAGGAAGUUCAGCUUCAGGAAAAGGAAGGACAAGCUGGAGAAACGCUCCAGCACCAAGGAGGCACUUCCGGCCAGGUGCAUCCAGGUGACCGAGGUCAAGCCCGAGACCCUCAACCCGGUCUGGGACGAGCACUUUGUCUUUGAAGUGGAUGACGUCCACAGUGACUUGCUACAUUUGGACAUUUGGGAUCACGAUGACGACGUCUCGGUGGCCGAGGCCUGCAAAAAGCUCAAUGAAGUCAGCGGACUUAGAGGAAUGGGAAGAUAUUUUAAGCAGAUUGCAAAAUCAGUGCGUGCCAACGGAUCGUCGUCGUCCGGCUCAGAGGAGAAUGCCGACGACUUCCUGGGAUGCAUCAACAUCUCUUUAAAUGAGAUUCCCGUCGGCGGCUUCGACACUUGGUUCAAACUGGAGCCUCGCUCGAGCGCCUCCAAAGUGCAGGGCGAAUGUCACCUGAUACUGAAGCUGUUCACAAGCCAGAGAGACACGACGCUGUCGAAAAAAGAAUCCAACUUGUCCAUCCACAAGAAACUGUUGUGUAAGAUUGUUGAGCAUGAGCACGCUCAUGUCAAGCGUGAGCCGUACAACUGGAACGGGCAGGUCAGCCCCCCGGCGUGGACGGUGCUGACUCACCAUGCUGUGCAGACGGAUCUCACCCGUCUCCAGCAGGCCAUAAUUCGCUGGCAGUGCUACAGCGGGCAUCAUCGAACCCAGCGGGUGUGCUACUCCCUGCUGCUGCGCCUCCUGAGGGCCAUCGAUGCAGAGUGGGACCCUCCCUCUGUGAGGGGAGACCUGGAGAGGCAGCUGUCAGACAGCUUCAGGCUGUACACAGAGCACUGCCUGUGCCUGAUGAAGAACAUGCGGCAGGUUUUCCCCUGCACCAGCGCUGCCGCCGUCACGCGCUACGAGCUCAUGCUGAGAGGGAUCGGCUACAUGCAGAACAUGCGGGCGUUCAAGAGCGUUUGCCCCUUGCGUAACGAGCUGCACUUGGACAUCACAUCCGCCGUGAAGAAAGGAACCUCUGAGUGGUACGAGAGCUUAAUCGCGCAGUACAAGCCAGAAGACGGGUCUCUGGAGGAGCAGCUGAAAAAGAUGGUCGUGGUGGUGGACGCCGUCUGCGCAGACAUGCAGAGAGCUCAGAAUAUCUACAACAAACUCUUCUACAGCGCGGUCAAAGUGGAUUUCUUCAGCGUGACCUACAGGCAGCUGGAAAAGCUGGUGGCCGAUGAUGUCAACGUGGCCAUGGAGAGGCUUUGCGGCACUCUGGAGCAGGAAAGUUCCAGACUGACGCAGACGAUGGGCGAGACCGUCUUUGAGCUUUUCGUGUCCCUGAAGAGCCUCAAAGGCUUCCGGGAGUUUCUUCCCCUCAAAGACGCAAAGAUGUUGGCCUUGACGGUGUUCCACAACUGGUUCAAGUCGUCCAUUCACAAGUUCCUGCAGAUUGUUCACGACAGGUCAUGUGACAGGAUCUGCAAAGCGGUGGACACGGACAAGAUGGAAGCGUUGCAGCAGGCCAAGCACAGCUCCUCGGCGCUGGAAGUGACGUCCUGCUUCCGACAAGUCCGAGACAUCUGGCUCCAGCUGGCCUGGCCGGACUCCGCGGGCGCUUUCAUCUUCGUCACCCGCUUGACAGACAACUUUUGCAGCGAGGCUGUGUACUACUCGGAGAUGCUGACGCGCAAGAUUGAGAGGAGCCAGCUGAGCCGGGACCACAAGAGCUUCAUAGUGCAGCUGUGCGUGGCCCUCAACGACGUGGAGCACGUACGCGUCUUCCUGGGUCACCUGCCCCGCGACCUGGACUGGCUCGGGGUGGAGCGCGCCAUGGAGGAGUCGUGCGGCGCCGAGGGCAAGGAGCAGGUGUUCAAGGCGCUCAACGGGCAGCUUUUCAACAUGGACCUGGACCUGCAGAGGGAAGCCAAGCACCUCCUCGCGAUGCUCACGGACAAGAUGGUCCCCGAAUUGCGGCGCUGCAUCCAGCACAUCAGCUUGUCUCCCGACUCCAUCCACAACGACGACGCCGUGGCCCCCCUCAUGAAGUACCUGCAGGACACGGCGGUCAUCCUCGCGGACACGUUGCUGAAGGACAACCUCACCCGGGUUCUGCAGAGCCUGUGGGAGCUGCUCCUGCGCAUGAUCCUGGACUCGGUCACAGAGAACCGCGGCGUUCAGGUGGAGUUCUACAACCGCUUCCAGUACACGGUGGAGACCUUAUUGCAAUUCCUUCAAGAAAACGGUCUGUCCCCUGAAGAUAUGAAGACCGGAGACUACAAGGCCCUGGACGAGGAGUUGAAGCUGAACAAAUGUUCCUCCUUCGAAUUGAUCGAACAGUACUACCUGGAAAAGAUCUCCCUGCAGAAAACCCUCAAACAUACCCGCUUCGGUCGGAUCAGCGUCAAGUGCUACUACGACGCUCCGGAGCAGAGGCUGACCGUAGAGAUCCUGCACGCCGCCGACAUCAUGGCGCUGGACGCGAACGGCCUGAGCGACCCGUUCGUCAUCGUGGAGCUGUGUCCGCACCACCUCUUCCCGUUGGCCAAGAGCCAGCGCACGCAGGUGAAGCUGAAGACGCUGCACCCCGUGUUCGAUGAGCUCUUCUACUUCCACGUGAGUCCCGAGCAGUACAGGCACAGAUUCGCCUGCCUGACCUUCACCGUGAUGGACUACGACUGGCUGUCCACCAACGACUUCGCCGGCGAGGCCGUGGCCCCGCUCAGCGACUUCUGCUGGCCGGGGAGGCCCAACGCCACGCCGGCCGGCAAGAGCGUGCAGCCCUUCAUCCUCCAUCUGUCGCGCAGCAAACCCAGCGAGAAGCCGAUCAUGCGGAUGCUGGACGCUCGGGCGGGCGACAGGGAGGCUCAGGAGUUUGUCCGCAGGCUGAAGGAGAUUGAGAAGUCCAUGGAGGAGGAGUAAAAAAACAAACAAACAAAAAAAAGCCCUGGGCCAACGCAUAUCGAUGUUCUCUGACCACACGUCGCCACCUGUACUCUUGUACUGGUACUAUGUUUACAAUUUUGAUGUUUACAGUACAGUAGUUUUUUUUGUUUUGUUUUGUUUUUUUAUUUAAUUUUCGUUGUUUAGUAUCUAUACCAAAAUGAGGAUUCAUCUUCAUCCCGCACACGAUUUCGCUAUGUUGUCUUUGUCGUAUAUUUGAUAGAAGUCCAAAGUAUUUGGUGGAAGUAGCACUCAGUUAAAGUCUGAAUCUUUACCUCACGUGUGUGUGCGCAUGUGUGUGUGCGUGUCUGUGUGUGUGUGUGUGCGUUUGCGAUGGUGUUCGUGUCCGUGGGUACGUGGGAGGAAGCGUCGCACGCCACAGCUCAGGGUCCAAAAGUUUUGUGGGAGAAUCUCUGAAAAUCUUUCAUCUGAGUGAAAUUUGUCAUGGGAUUCAUAUCAAAGUAUUCGUAAGUACGCUAAAUUUAAAUGUCAACAAAUUAGCGAGGAGCCUGUUAUGAGACUUUAGUAAGAUUUUGUCCAAAAAGUAAUUUGCUGUGCAAAAUGUUUUUUUUUUUUUUUUUUUUUUUAAAUUGAUGAAUGUCCUGGAUUGUGGAAUAUUAACGAAUGAAUAACACUUGUUCAUAUUUCAUAAUCCAAAGCACUUUGAAGUGUUUUUGUAGCAAAAUGUUUUUAAGGAUCGUGCAUCAUUGUGCUGUAUGUAUUUUUCGUGCAAUUUCUUACUACGCGGUCAUCAUGUGUGCAUGCUAUCUUAAUUUUUUUUUUUUAUAUAUGCGGUAUUUAUUUAUUUACAUUUUUUUUAAUUCAAUAGAUGUCAACAGCCUGUCGAAUUUAGUAGGAUUUUGUGCAAAUAAUAAUACUCUAAAAUGACUUCAAACGCUUCAUUUUGUUUAAAAUUCCAACUCGAUCAAUGGGAAUUAAAACAUUAUUAUUGCUCAUUUAUUACCACUACAGAAUCCAAACCACUUUUUGGGUCGCAAAAUGUUUUUGGAAGGUUUGCGGAACCGGCGUCUUUGCCAUUUUUGUGUCAUUUCCUUGUGAAACAUGACACGUUGCUCAAUUUUCCAUUCAGUAAAUUUUUAAAGUUACUUUUAAUCGUUUUAAGACUGUUAUACUUUUUCGAUUACCAACAAAUUACUAUUUAACUCUUUCAAAACAAACAAACAAACAAACAAAAAAUGUCCAAAAAUCAGCUCGCAUGCUGGAUGAAACUGGUUAUGAUGGUGACUUUUUUUUUUUUUUUGGAGGGGGGGGUAUAUAUUGAAUGUUCUGAAUUUAUGACUCGAAAAUAAGAUGAUAAAAGAAAACGUCUGUUGCCAAAUGAGUGUAUUAUAGUAAUUAAGUAUAUCUUUAGUGCCAUCUUCGUAGAAAUGACUUGCCAUAUUUGUGAGUGUUUUGAAAAUGGUCCAGUUUUGAUCUUUUAAGGUAGUUAGAUUUGUGCAAUUUCCUACUAAUUCGCUCUGAUGUGUUGAAAAGAUCCCGUCAAGGUCUCGAACUACGUUUAGUGUUUAUCAAUCCAACCUUUUUUAGUUUAUUUUGCGCAUUUUAUUGGACACAGAAGGUCAGGCGUUAAUGUUUUGUAUUCAUCUUGUGAUUUUUCAAACAUGCAAGUUUGGACUUGGGUCAUUUAAACAUGUCAGACAGACGCCUUAAAAAAAAAAAAAGUUGAGCCGAAAUGGAUUUUUAAUCUGCGUUGUGUUCAAAUAAUGAUUCAGUGCUUAGUGACGACCUAACUACCGUGAUUUCCGGCCAACAAGCCGUGACUUUUUUUCACACGCUUUCAACCGUGCGGUUUAUGCGGUGAUGCGGCGCUAGCGUUAGCGCGGCGCUAGCGUUAAACUCUUUCUAUAUACCCGGGCUUAUAGCAAGGUGCGCUAAUGCUAGCCCCACGCUAACGUUAAACUCUAUCUGUGUACCGAGGAUUAUAACCAAGUGCGCUCUGUAGGCCGGGAAUUACGGUAACUGAAAGGAAUCAAAUGUUCCCCUGAAUUAAAUCAUUUAGCCUGGAAGCACCCAGCUCGAUUAAGUGCAGCUCAUAAGUUGGUGAAGCGAUUGGAUGAUAGGACGCUGAAUGACGUGACGUCGCCAUGCUAACGCGGCUUCGCUUGCCUCUUUUCUGUUGACGCCGGUGCCAUCCGCCAAUAAAAAUUCCAAUAAAAGUAGAACGCAGUUAUCACAAACAUGUUUUCGUCAGCAUUUAGUAGGAUUUUCUCCCGAAAGUUAGUGGAAAAUCAUCUUUUUUUUUUCUAAUAAAACUUCGGGAAUGAUAGUCAAAAGCGGUCAAAAUAUAGCUUGCAUGAUUUGCAUUACAUUUUUUUUAAUAUUAAAUUUGCCAAAUUUGGACACGGGAGCUUUCCCUCCA
This is a messenger RNA of Syngnathoides biaculeatus (alligator pipefish), 6304 nucleotides long. RefSeq names its product BAI1 associated protein 3 (gene baiap3). The record is from RefSeq and is a predicted model, not a curated record. Lineage: Eukaryota; Metazoa; Chordata; Actinopteri; Syngnathiformes; Syngnathidae. The transcript is spliced from 35 exons. The coding region runs from base 382 to 3903 and encodes 1173 amino acids.